Molecule: messenger RNA, 426 nt
Organism: Penicillium griseofulvum
Lineage: Eukaryota; Fungi; Ascomycota; Eurotiomycetes; Eurotiales; Aspergillaceae
Product: dynein light chain Tctex-type family protein
Exons: 4
Coding region: 1-426 (141 amino acids)
Biological process (GO): microtubule-based movement
Cellular component (GO): cytoplasmic dynein complex; cytoplasm
Molecular function (GO): dynein intermediate chain binding
Source: RefSeq, a predicted model, not a curated record
AUGUCUGUUGAAGGCGCUUCUGCAUCGCCCAUCCCCAUUGAUGAUCUGAAGAAGAUCACCGUCGAGGCCUGCGAGAAUGCCCUCGAGAAAACCAAGGGAUACGAGCACGACAAUGUCGGCACCUGGAACUCCCAGAUUAUCAACUCCAUCCUCAAGGCCUUGAUCGCCGCCACUGCACCUACCGAAGCCUCCAAGCCCCCUCCCUACCGUUUCACCGUGAACAGCACAAUCGUUCAGCAGGGCGUGAUUGACCCGUCCGUUGCUGCCGAUGGCGCUCUCAGCAAUGCUGGUAAGCGUGGUAUGCACUCCGCCUCCGGAGCCUUCUGGGAUGUCAACCGCGACGGCAUGUGGACCUUCAAGUACACCGGUGCUGAGGAUCGGGGGAUGGAUAUUGUUGUUUGUGUGACAUGGUUUGCUGUCGUAUAA